CCUGCCCGACCCUCUGCUUCCCUUUAGGAAUCUCACUUAUCAUUGAGAGUGCUAUCACAGGCCUCCAAGGCCUCACUGUGAGUAUGCACUCAUUGACCAGUGCAAUCACCCUCUCCCUAGGAGCUGAUGGUCUGAAGAUCAGAACAGGCACAAAAAUGUCCAAUCCUCAACUUCAUCGUAAACCCCUUCAGGUUACAAGAGAUAGAGAGUAUCUUCACCAGGAAGUCUGCACUUCUGUGACCAGAGCCUUUAGCUGGUCCUGGGGUGGCAUUUUGGGGCAGUGGUGGUGAGGAGGGGUUUAAGGCAAUGGGGUAGCAGGAAGGGUGGCAGCUGGGACCUGGAGAGACAGUGGGGUGGUCACAGGGGCCUCCUGUGGGAGGGCCUCUUUCUCCACAUGAUUUCCUUCAGUGGCCAUUUGACUAGGAUACUGGUGGGUAUGAUUUAUACAUUAAACCAGUCCAGAAGUGUGCUUGUCCCAAGACACCUCCUAUCACCCCAAACCCAUAAACAAAACCUACAGCUGAGAAAUCUUCCAAUUCCCAGCAGCCACCACUUGCAGGUUACUUGGAAGGAAGAGCACACCACCAGGGUGGACACCUGGAGGCUGAGUUGGGGUGGUAGGAUCCUGGAGGGGCUAAUACUGAAAGGGGUUCCCUGCUGCAGUGCACUGUCACCACGGACACAAGUCCACUUGUUUUACACUGCUUGGCCUGCUCCUGCCAUGGUCCCCCACACAACCAGCCGCAGUCAGCUGACUGGUAGGGACGCCUCACCUCCAUGCUCCCACCAGUGCAAAGCUCAGCCCCUCAGUCCCAGGAGGUGGGGUGGAGGACGUCCCUUCUAGACUUAAACUCUAGCGCCCAGGGCCUUUAAGGGUUAACUUCUGGGGGUGGAGAAUUCCAGGGGCUGUCUGGGAGGGAGGGGAGCUGGCCAGGCCUAGCCUCUGAGGCCCUAGAAGCCUGAAGUGGCACAGGCCGCUGGGCAGCCUCUAGGGCACACGCUGUGCACAGACCACUUCCACUUGCCCCAAACUUGAGUCAGGAGUCGGGGAAAGACGCUGAGCAUUACAACGGGUCACAGCCUGUGGGGUCGCUGCUCCCCCUCUCUGGGGCCGCCCCCUCCACCCCACCAGCGCUGGCCUUUCCCUGCGGCUUAGGGAACGAAACCCUGAAACACUGCCGGCGGCAGUCCCUCUGGCACUUCAUAGCCUACCUCCCGCCCCGGGAUGAAGUUCGGAGACCGCGGCCCUACAGCGACUCCAGAGUCCAAACUGCCCGAUGUCCCCGCCAGCGCCACCUGAUAGUCCUCUACACGCGCGACAGCAGCCUGGGCGUGGCGACCGCCAGCGAGGCGAGGCGGAGCGCAUGGUACAACACCCUGCUCGAGGUGCACCCUGAGAUCCCUGUGACCACCCCACUGUCCCUAGGUUCCAGCUCCCAAGACGACCCCAGGACCUGUAUCCUUGGUACAUUCCUGGACAUCUGGCCUGUAACACUUCGGCCUAAAGGUCUGGGGCGGACACAGGGCCUGGGCAGCGGUGGCUACCUCUUGUGCAUGGAUUCUGGGGCCCUGACCCUGCUAUGUGAGCCAGGGGCCACGGGUUCCAGAGUCGUCUGGAUAGUGCCACCACCUGCCCUGUGCUUUCCUCUGCUCAGCUUUGCAUGUGGCCACGCAGACUCUUUCUUCUUCCUGGAGCUUGGACGCUCAGCACCCACAGGUCCCAGGGAGCUAUGGCUGCAGACAUUUGAUGCUGUGGUGGCCCAAAGCAUUCACGAGAUGGUCCUGGCCGCUGUGAAGCGACUUGGGAGUGAUGCUGCAGGUGGCAGGGCUGAGUCACUGCCCAGGGAUCCCCCAACAAACACCUCCAGACCCUCUGUUCACCAGCUUUAUGAAAGCCCAGCCACUGCGGCCCAAUCAAGUGGUUUGAGCCGUCUGCGAUGCUUGGGUAGGAGGAUCGAGCAAAUCACUGAGACCCUGAUGAGGCUGGGGACUGCUGCCUCCUACCCCAAGGAGUUAGAUUGGAGUGGAGGUUCUCCCUGCCCCAUUCCUACACACCCAACAUUGGAGAGCCUCAACCGUGGUUCUGGGCUGCUUAUCAUGCCGUUGGGGGAAGCUGGGAAACAGCGGAGGUCCUGCCCUGCUCGCUGCCGUCAUCAGAGCUGGUUGGGGAGUAUGUGUGCAUUGGUUAUGGGACCAACGGCUACACCAGAAUGGGCAUUUGCCAGGCCCAACAGCUGCCUCAACUAUGUGGACCUGGACUUGAUACUUCCUCUGAAGGUAUGUGGCAAUGACCCAGGGGCAAGCGCUCUCCCUCCAGAUAGCUAUGCAGCCAUUGAGUUCUAGAACCUCAGGGGGUGCAGGUGAGGAAACCCGGCAGCCCUGCUUCCUCUAGUUAACUGAUGAAUGGGGAAGGUGGUAGGGAAAAUAGGGCAAAGUUACCAGUGUCCCCCUUCCUUAUGCCUCCUAACCUCCGCACCCUGGCCAGGAGGGGGACAACAAAGGCCCAGCCACCCUCUUGUAAGUGUGGCUUGCAGUGGCACUGAGCUGUACCUUCUAUCCCUCCUUCUGCUGAAGAAAUCCACAGGAGGUUCCCCUGAGAAGUUAAGAAUCUUUUAAGGGAGAAAAUUCUAGACCCCCAGCCUCUGCCCACCCAGGCAAACUAUCAACUUUUGGGCUUUCCCAGCUGAAGUCUGAUCCUCUGUUUC
Tupaia belangeri chinensis (Chinese tree shrew) is the source of this 2705-nucleotide messenger RNA. RefSeq names its product insulin receptor substrate 1-like. Gene Ontology annotation, cellular component: plasma membrane; cytosol. Lineage: Eukaryota; Metazoa; Chordata; Mammalia; Scandentia; Tupaiidae. Gene Ontology annotation, molecular function: insulin receptor binding; phosphatidylinositol 3-kinase binding. The record is from RefSeq and is a predicted model, not a curated record. Gene Ontology annotation, biological process: insulin receptor signaling pathway.